GCGGAGCGGCGGUGGAGAUUCAAUUAUCACCUUCCUUGCCUGCCGAAGUCUCCUGUUCAGCUACUAAGGUGCCAGCAUGCCUAGACUGAAGGAGAAAUCGUACACGCGGAAGAGAGCGUCGCUGGAGACAAAGACAAUAUUUGAGGACUUUGGGUCUCCCACCGGCAGCCAGCCGUUAGCGGCUCGAGAAGUGGCCAGUCUAGAACGGUGCAGUGCUGCAUGUACGGCGCACACAUGCGUUGACACGUGCGGUCGUGCUGUCCCUGCGAACGUUUGUGCUUCUUGUGAUGCUGGCCGCUGCACCGAGGCGACAUCGGAAGUUCAGGCCGGUGGUUGUGACACGACGCGCACUAAGGACAAUGUGCCUAGCUUCCCUGAUGGGUCGGCUCUAAGUGGCUCUUCCGAUGGGUUGGCGGUGAAGGAUGGUCCACUUUACUCGCCUGUCGGAGCGGCACACGAGGACCCUGUCGGAGAGGUGCACAUACAAGUCAGUGAGGGUUCUCUGGUAAGCAGGACCCCGGAGCCUACAUUUGAUCUAGCUACCGCGGAAUCUUCAUCGGUGCCCACUGAUUUUGCUGAACAACUACGCAGUUGGGCCAUUAAGGAAAACGUUACUCAUACAGCGGUCACAUCUCUGCUAAAGAUACUCAAGACAAGUAGGUUUGACCCCUCAUCUCUCCCAAGUGACGCUCGCACUUUGCUCUCCACGCCCAGGGGUACACAGCGUGCACCUGCUUUAACUGCAAUGGCUCCUGGGCAAUACUGUCACUUUGGCUUGCAGUGCUGUCUAGAAAAUGCCUUGUCAGAAGCAUGUUUUACGGGUAGCCGUAUUACUUUGUUAUUUAACAUUGAUGGACUGCCAAUUUCCAAGAGUUCUACCAUGCAGCUGUGGCCAAUCCAGUGCAUGAUUGGUGAGCAUGGCAGAGUUCCCUUUAUAGUCGGCAUUUUUGCUGGCCCAUCAAAGCCUGUUUCAGCAAAUGAUUAUCUGAGCCCCCUUGUCAGUGAGCUGCAACAGCUUCUUUUGCAUGGAAUGCUUUUUGAGCAGCGAAUAAUUGAGGUUUCGUCAACAUGUUUUGUUUUAGAUGCACCAGCGCGAUCGUUCGUUUUUCGAAUUAAAGGACACACUGGGUAUUCCGGGUGCCCAAAGUGCACAGUAGAGGGCACAUACAGUAACAGCCGACUCUGCUUUCCAACAAGAUCCUCCACUUUGCGCACUGAUGAUUCAUUCAGGCGUCAGACUGACCCUGACCAUCACCUGGGCACCUCAGUUUUGACGUCGCUUCCCAUAGACUGUAUCACCUCUGCACCCCUCGACUACAUGCACCUUUUAUGUCUGGGUUGUAUAUUCUGGCAAGUCCUAGCCUGUGCCGGCAGCAUACUGAUUAUGCAGAGUCCCUUCUUCAGCACUUUGUAA
Molecule: messenger RNA, 1414 nt
Organism: Dermacentor silvarum
Lineage: Eukaryota; Metazoa; Arthropoda; Arachnida; Ixodida; Ixodidae
Exons: 3
Coding region: 77-1414 (445 amino acids)
Source: RefSeq, a predicted model, not a curated record